UCUCACUCAGCAAGCCCGUUCUCUGAUAAUUAACAUGGCCUCGUCUUCUUCCUUUCCCUCUCUAAUGUUUGCAGUGCGGAGAUGCCAACCUGAGUUGGUGGCUCCUGCUAUACCCAGUACUCCCCAUGAACUUAAACCACCAUUAUCCGACAUAGAUGAUCAAGAAGGUCUUCGUUUCCUCGUUCCAAUGAUUCAGAUUUAUCGAAACGAGCCAUCGAUGGCAGAGAAAGACCCAGCUAAAGUCAUUCGACAAGCACUCGCAAAAACACUUGUGUUUUAUCACCCAUUUGAAGGUAGGCUUAGGGAGGAGCCUGACCGAAAAUUGAUGGUGGAUUGUACUGGGGAUGGUGCCUUGUUCAUCGAAGCUCAUGUUGACAUAACACUUGAUCAGAUUGGUGAUGCACUCCAACCUCCAUUGAUCAUUCCCAUGCUUCCAAGAAUUUAUAUUGUUUGAAUUUUAGAGGAUUUUAUAAAAUACCAAUAUAACCACCA
This is a messenger RNA of Glycine soja, 492 nucleotides long. Its product is annotated as benzyl alcohol O-benzoyltransferase-like. The record is from RefSeq and is a predicted model, not a curated record. Bases 35 to 454 code for a protein of 139 amino acids. Lineage: Eukaryota; Viridiplantae; Streptophyta; Magnoliopsida; Fabales; Fabaceae. The transcript has a single exon.